This is a messenger RNA of Cheilinus undulatus (humphead wrasse), 701 nucleotides long. RefSeq names its product apolipoprotein Eb-like. The record is from RefSeq and is a predicted model, not a curated record. Lineage: Eukaryota; Metazoa; Chordata; Actinopteri; Labriformes; Labridae. Gene Ontology annotation, molecular function: phospholipid binding; cholesterol binding; phosphatidylcholine-sterol O-acyltransferase activator activity. Bases 11 to 553 code for a protein of 180 amino acids. Gene Ontology annotation, biological process: high-density lipoprotein particle assembly; lipoprotein metabolic process; phospholipid efflux. The transcript is spliced from 3 exons. Gene Ontology annotation, cellular component: high-density lipoprotein particle; blood microparticle; chylomicron.
CCAAGAAGCCAUGAGGAUUCUCGUUGUGCUCGUCACUGCCAUUUUCACUGGCUGUAAUGCCAACCUCUUCUAUGCUGAUGAGCCCAAAUCAAAGCUGGAUCAGCUGACUGAUGCAUUCUGGGGCUACGUAGAUGGAGCCAGGCAGACAGCUGAUGACACCCUAGAGAAGAUCCAGCAGACUGAGAUUGCACAGGAUGUGUCAGCUCGUCUUCAAAAUGGUGCCGAAGUUGCUAACUUGUAUGCAGAAAUAGCCUGGGAGCAGGUUCCUCCAAUGGCAAAGGACGCAAUGGAAGGUGCUGGAAUGUUGCUUUAUGGAGUUUCUUUGCGUGCAGAAGAGGGGAUGACCAAUGUCAAGAGAAAUCUCGAGCCUCUGACUGAGAGGGUGGCACCUGUGGCAGAGAGAGUCCAGAGCGGGCUGACACAGGGAGCUGAGCAGGUGUUGGAGAUGGCCUCUCCAUAUUUUGAAAAGCUGAGGGACAGCCUGGAGCCAGUGGCAAAGCAGGUCCAGACUAAAGUCACCGGCCUGGUUGACUCUUUGGUGGGUUCAAACUAAGGCAAUAGAACUGAAAAGGGGCAUCAAAGGAAAUCAUGUCCUCUAAAGUCAAGCCUCUCAAUGUUAUUGAAAACAGAAGUUCACCUGUUUAAACAUACAUCUCUUUAUAUGUAUAAAGUACCAUGCAUUGUGUUUCCUAUAUUGUGGA